Zalophus californianus (California sea lion) is the source of this 510-nucleotide messenger RNA. RefSeq names its product protein BEX1. Gene Ontology annotation, biological process: signal transduction. NCBI's taxonomy places the organism in Eukaryota, Metazoa, Chordata, Mammalia, Carnivora, Otariidae. The coding region runs from base 111 to 497 and encodes 128 amino acids. The transcript has a single exon. Gene Ontology annotation, molecular function: signaling receptor binding. The record is from RefSeq and is a predicted model, not a curated record. Gene Ontology annotation, cellular component: nucleus; cytoplasm.
CAAAGAGUCCAAGGCGGAGGGGAAGCUGGUGUACAGGUCUAAGUGCCGUGGGGGGCACACUCUUCGGGGAGAAUUGGCAGGAGGAGACUGCGAGGAUAGGUCCAGGAGCAAUGGCGUCCAAAGAGGAACAAGCAGUAAAAAAUCUCAACGUGGAGAAUGCCAAACAGGAAAAUGAAAAAAAGGAUGAAAAGGAGCAAGUUGCUAAUAAAGGAGAGCCCUUGGCCCUCCCUUUGGAAGCUGGUGAAUAUUGUGUGCCGAGAGUAAAUCGUAGGCGGUUCUGUGUUAGGCAGCCCAUCCUGCAGUAUAGGUGGGACCUGAUUCAGAGGCUUGGAGAACCACAGGCAAGGAUGAGAGAGGAGAAUAUGGAAAGGAUUGGGGACGAGAUGAGACAGCUGGUGGAAAAGCUGAGGGAAAAGCAAUUCAGUCAUAGUCUGCAGGCAGUUAGCACUGACCCUCCUCACCAUGACCAUCAUGAUGAGUUUUGCCUUAUGCCUUGAAUCUUGAUGCUUU